AUGAGCAAGACAUUCAGCGCCGAGGAGGUCAAGAAGCACGCGUCGGAGGAGUCCGUCUGGGUCGUCGUCGACGGCGGCGUGUACGACGUGACGUCGUUCCUCGACGACCACCCGGGCGGCAAGAAGAUCCUGCUGCGCAACGGCGGCAAGGACGCGACCGAGGCCUUUUGGACGUACCACAGCGAAAAGGUCCUCAAGAAGCAGGGCGGCAAGCUCAAGAUCGGCGAGCUGGAGCCGUCGUCGAAGCUCUAA
Tilletiopsis washingtonensis is the source of this 252-nucleotide messenger RNA. Its product is annotated as putative cytochrome b5. The transcript has 5 exons. Lineage: Eukaryota; Fungi; Basidiomycota; Exobasidiomycetes; Entylomatales. The record is from RefSeq and is a predicted model, not a curated record. Bases 1 to 252 code for a protein of 83 amino acids. Gene Ontology annotation, molecular function: heme binding. Gene Ontology annotation, cellular component: intracellular membrane-bounded organelle; endoplasmic reticulum membrane.